AACACCGUGUAUAUAGUACAGGGUGACCAAUGGGAAUAUGUUGAAAGUAAACGGUUAUAUAUCCCCUCCUCGAUUUCGGUAACUGUUUUACCGACUAGGGUCCGCUACCUAAGACCCGUCAAUUUCAUUUGAACCGUCGUAUAAACCGAUUUGCGAGUUAUAGGAUGGACGCGCUAAGCAUCGAAGAAAAAGUGUUUCUCAUCGAGUGCUUCUAUAGUAGAGGCAAAAACUAUAGUCAAGCGUAUCGUGGAUUCCGUAGUAAAUAUGGAUCUAAAAAAGUUUCAAGCGAAACAAUACUCAGAAGGAUUAUUGAUAAUUUUGGUAUGUAUGGCACUUUGAACGAUCGUAGACAUGAUUUACCUGGUCCAUCUCGUACCGUUACAACGGACGAAACAAUUGAUGACGUUAGAAAUUAUUUUGACAAAAAUCCAAACACCUCGAUUAGGAAAGCUGCUCAGGUUUUGGAUUUAAAGCGAGAAACUCUCCGAAAAAUAAUGAGAAACGUCAUUAAACUGCAUCCCUACAAAAUCACUACACAUCAAUUGCUGACGGAGAAAGCGAUGGAAAAACGAGUUGAGUUUUGUAAGGUGGUAACCAAUAUGUUUGAAAGUGAGGAACUCGAUGAAAAACAAAUAAUAUUUACGGAUGAAGCUCACUUUUGGUUAAACGGAUAUGUCAACAAACAAAAUUAUCGGUUUUGGGGACAGGAAAAUCCAAACGUGUCUAUUGCCAUUCCUCUUCAUCCUCAAAAGGUUUUCGCGUGGGCUGCAAUUUCUGUAAAAGGGGGUCUACCUGCAAUUUUUUGAAGGAACUGUGACUAGUCAAAGUUAUAAAGAAUUAUUGGAGACUAAAUUCUUUCCCCAUGCAAAGAAACGCGGAUUAGUAAAAAACUUCCAUUUUAUGCAGGAUGGCGCGACCCCACAUCGUACACGCGAAGUCUUUGAAUCGAUACAUGAAGUGUGUGGCAACAGAAAAAUUGGAUUAGGAUACCCGAAAUUUGCUCAUGGAGGUCUGGAAUGGCCUCCUUAUUCACCUAAUUUGAACCCGUGUGAUUUUUUUCUUUGGGGUUACCUCAAAGACAAAUGUUACGCCGUACAACCUCAAAACACCGCAGAGCUGAUAAAUAGUAUUAAAAAAUGCACUCGCAGCAUUCCUACAUCUAUGUUAGAUAAUGUAUUUCAAAGUUUUUGCAAACGAUUGCAGUUCUGUGCUAAUUCUAAUGGACAACACUUUGAAAACAUAUACCAUUAAUUCAUAUGCGCAAGCAAAAUUUUUCUUUUUUUUAAUAUUGUGUAUUUCAAUUGUUAAAUUAUUAUAUUUCUCUUUCAUAUAUAUGGUAAUAAAAUUGACAAGUUUUCUCUACAAAAUGGCGUUUAAUUCAUUUUAUUCGGCCUAUUUGUUACGAAGUAAUAACUAUUUACUUUCAACACAUUCCCAUUGGUCACCCUGUAUUUAU
Messenger RNA from Solenopsis invicta (red fire ant), 1456 nucleotides. RefSeq lists its product as uncharacterized. The coding region runs from base 165 to 806 and encodes 213 amino acids. Gene Ontology annotation, molecular function: nucleic acid binding. The record is from RefSeq and is a predicted model, not a curated record. Lineage: Eukaryota; Metazoa; Arthropoda; Insecta; Hymenoptera; Formicidae. The transcript has 2 exons.